AUGGUACAAAUUUUCUUCAUUACUCCUGUCCUACAUUUCAUUCUCAUUCGUUCAAUCGUUCCUUCCUUCCAUCUCUAUCGUUCAAAUUUUCCUUCCUUAUAUAUUCCUACCUACGUUCCCCCCUUUCUUUCCUGCUUUCACUCUUCGUUUAAGGAUUACUUUCGUUCCUUCCUUCAUCUAUCCUUUCGUUUCUAUCUUCAUCUAUCCUUACGUUUCUAUCUUCAUCUAUCCGUUUCUUCCUUCUUUUCCGUCAUGGUUCAUCUUUUUCUUUCUACUUUAUUUCUUUUCAUUCAUUCUUCAUUCUGUCUUUCCUUGUCCCGUCAUAUAACCUUCCUUCCUUCCUUCCUUCCUUCCUUCCUUCCUUCCUUCCUUUUUAUAUCCUACCUACCUUCCUUCCUUUGUUUUGUGAAUUGCCUCCUUCCCAAUCAUCAAAUUUUCCUUUUCCUUAGUCUACCCCUAACUUCAUUCUUUUCAGGUAUGCCUCAACUUCCUUCCUUCCUUCCUUCCCUUCCUUCCUUUUUGCCUUCUUUAUCUUUCAAUUAUCUAUCUCAUUCGAAGUCUUAUAUUUUUCUUUCUUUCUUUCUUUCUUUCUUUCUUUCUUUCUUUCUUUCUUUCUUUCGUUUUAUUCUUCAAAUCCUUUUCUUUCUUUCUUUCUUUCUUUCUUUCUUUCUUUCUUUCUUUAAUCUCAAUCAGUCAUUAUCUUUCUCAUCUCCCUCUUACUUUUCUUCUUCUUCUUCUUCUUCUUCUUUUUCUUCUUCUUCUUCUUCUUCUAUUUUCUUUUUCUUUAUGUUUCUCUCAGACACCUUCUCAUUUUCCUUUCUACCUCUACCCUCUUUCUUUCUUUUUUCUUACUUUUUGUUUGUAGUGCCCUGUUAUGCAGGUCCCUCCUUCUUUGUCGUGUCUAAUUUAGCCUUUUCUAGUUCCUUUCUUCAUAUUUCCUCUCUCUUUUUUCGACCUUCUCCUUUCCUUAGUUUUUUUUUUUUAUCUAUUUCAUUUAUAUGUCCAAUUCUAUUCACAUCUUCAUCUAUUUUAUUACAGCUUCAUUUAUUCGUUCGUUCCGUCAUUUUUUCUUUUUCUUUCUUUCUUUCCGUCUUUCUUUCCUUCUUUCUUUCUUUCUUUCUUUCUUUUGUUUUAUUUCUUUCUUAUUUUGUUUGUUUCUUUACUUUUAUUCCACAAACCUUGUUUGUUGAAUUGUUUGUUUGUUUAUUUAAUUUAUUCAUUCCCCAAACCAUUUUCUUUUUUCUUUCUUUCUUUCUUUCUUGCUUUCUUUCUUUCUAA
Messenger RNA from Acanthosepion pharaonis, 1278 nucleotides. NCBI's taxonomy places the organism in Eukaryota, Metazoa, Mollusca, Cephalopoda, Sepiida, Sepiidae. The record is from the annotation of a GenBank genome assembly.